This is a messenger RNA of Anoplopoma fimbria (sablefish), 3042 nucleotides long. RefSeq lists its product as uncharacterized. Gene Ontology annotation, cellular component: nucleus. The coding region runs from base 552 to 2126 and encodes 524 amino acids. Lineage: Eukaryota; Metazoa; Chordata; Actinopteri; Perciformes; Anoplopomatidae. The record is from RefSeq and is a predicted model, not a curated record. The transcript is spliced from 4 exons.
UGUGUAUCGGCUGCUGAGCUAACAGCUGCACCAAUUGUGUUUUGGUUUUGUUGUGUCUCCCAUGUGCACUUAUUUGGAGCUCUGGAGGCGAAUCUCUGCCUUGAAAUUGCAUCUCACUGUAUGACAGCUGGACGUUUCGAUGUAGCUCCUAGUCUGCUCCAGGUGUUCUUACACCCUGUAUUUAUAUAUAUAUGUUUCCAGUAACAUAUUAUAAUAAAUUAAAAUGAUAGAAAUGGAUUCAAGGGGCUGCAGCUAGCCAUAACAGUAUCUGGACUCCAUGCUCCACUUAGACAACAAUGUCUUGAUUCAAAUGAAUAUUACUGUUAAAAAUCAGUAUUUAAGGACACUUUAACUCAGUAUUUCCUCAGAAAUGUGUGUGUGGGGCAGCUGUAAACAAAGCAGGUUAGUUAUUAGCAGAUACAUCAUAUUUAAGAGUUGUUAUGUCUUUGGCAGUAGGGUCAGUUACACCAUGAACUAUUGUUAAUGGGGCAGCAGCUGCCAGUAUCAGAAUUGGCCCGCCAGUCAGUUCUGCUGUAAAUCAGGUCUGACCCAUGACUGAGUACUACGAGGAGGGGGGGCUGCUGUACGAGCAAUCACCUCCCAUGCACAUCAAAGUGGAGUCUCCGGAGGGACCCUUUGGAGGGGGAGCCUCAGAAAACGGCUUCCCCAGGGAGGAUGAGGACUCGGAGGGCAGCUGUGACCAGAGCAGUGGAUUACCUGGCGGACUCCCCUUCAACGUGGUAGUGGUGCAUCCCAACAUCAUGGCACCUGGAAUGUCCUCAGAUGAACUCUUGUCCAUUGAACAAAACAGAGUUAUGUCGGCUGCACUGGCUGCUGGCGGUGCAGGAAAAAGAAAGAGUCGUUUCAGUGGAGCAGAACUGGAGGUGUUGGUGUCGGAAGUCACUCGGUGUGAAGGAGAGCUUUUUGGUCCUGCUGGGAGGCUUCGGCGGCGGGAAAGAGAGCGCAUCUGGGCAGGUAUCCUGGAAAGAGUCAACGCCGUGUCCAGAGUCCCACGCACCCUUCGUGAGGUGAAAAAGCGCUGGGAUGACCUGAAAAGACGCAACGGAGGCAGGCUAGCGGAUGCUCGCCACCGCAGCUGUUACCUGCCAUCCAGCAGAGGAGCCUCGAUGCUUGGUCGUCCUUCCCAGACUAGCCCCAGACUUUCACAAGUCAGGCAAAAGCAAAGCACCAGGCCAAAGCCCAGUUUCCCAUGUUUCCCUGACUCUGAUACAGGUGUGGGAUUGGAAGGAUCAGAGAGAGAUGGUUUCGAGAAAGAUGAGGACAAUCCUGAGCAAGACAGAGAGAUGGGAGAAUCUGAGUGUGAACCAGGAGAGAACAGCAUGGAGGAUAAAUUGGGAUUAGGACUAGGUCUGGGCAUAGGACCACCCCCACCAUCAGAACGUUGGCUGCCUCCUUCUCCCCUCUACAGUGCUCCUUUCCUCAAUGGCAGCCCUCAGCCCAGUAGUCCUCAGCCUUCACUUGGAGCACACCAGGGUCCUCUUGAAGCGCCUCUGCGCAGCUCCUGGCUUGAAGAUGAGCUACGAGGGUUAGGGGAAGCAGCAAUUCAACUGGGAAACCGAGUAGAAAAGAGUCUGCAGGAGUUUGGGGACGGUUUCAGGCAGGACAUGAGAACACUUGUCGCUUCGCAAGAGGCGUUAGCAUCCAGUCUACAACAAAACAAUGUCCUCUUGCAAAGGCUGUUAGGAGUGCUUGAGGCCCAGCAACAACCACAGCAACAUCAUGUACAACCAACACACCAAUCGCAAACAUCUCAACAGCACUUACAGCCAAAGCCAGCUCAGCAGCCGCUACAACAAACAGAACCACUGCAGCAGCAGCAACAACAACAACAGAGGAUUGAAACACCACUGCAAACACAACUACAGCAUCAGCAGCAGCCACAUGUAGUACAACAACAGUCACAACAGCACCAAACACAAAUACAGCAGCAGCCAAAAGUUGCUCAGCAUUCAAAUAAUCAGUCUGCUGUAGCUGUGGUUCCUGCACCAUCGUCCCCUGACAUACAUGGCACUUGUCCCUCUGAACCACCCACCAACACGAAUGGAAGUGUGCAAAGGCCACGGCGAGGAAGAGCUGCCGAUCACAGGCGCAGAAGACGGCGCUGAGAAGAAAGCACUUAGAAACUCAAAGUGCACAUCGUGCAUAUUUGGUGUUUCAGAAUGUGACAAGAAAUGAUCCUCUUUUUCUAUUGACACUAUUUCUGUAAAAAUGUUAUUUAGAGUUUUAUCUCUCUCAAAUCAGAACACUUUAGUUGGUCUUCAGAGAGGACUGAAGUGGAUAAGAAAAUUAGACACAUAAUAAAAGAUAAUAGGGUGGCCUUAAUAUUAGCUUGGUUCCUCAGACAAACGCUAAAAGACUUCCUGCUUUGUGGAGUGACAACUUCACUCAUGGGGCCUUUAAUACCCAGACAACAACAUACUGUAGGUGCUGAUGUUCAAUAUGCAUGUCACUGUACAUGCCAUGCAGGGCGAACUGCAAAGUUAAGGAUGUUCUUACUAGUUCAGCACUGUCUCAAUUCUCCUGAUUAACGAACUACAUUGUCAUCAAGUACUCAUUAUCUGCAGUUGUUACCAUAUAUGGUAGUUAUACAGCUAUUGCAAUUACCUGCUAAUGUAUGCUUGUGCUUUUUAACAAUUUCAUGAAAAAGUGUUUUCCUGCUUUGGUUGGACAAUAAAGUUAGACUGUGUUCUGUUCAGUGUGUUUUAAGACAACCGUGUUCCAUUUUUAAAGUCUUGCCAGUUUUUGAUGAAAAACAAGUAAAACCUUCUGGCAUAAAGAUCACAGUGGGCAUCAGACUUUAAUUCAUGUGUUUAUGAAAUUUAAAAGCAUACAUAAGUAUGUAGGGGCUAUUUAUUCUAAUAUUGCAUGCAGUAUGAUGAAUGUGUUUGUAGAUAGUUGCAAAGAAACAGCCUAUGGCCAUCAUCUACGUAGUUUUGCACAAUCUAUAUUUUGUAGAUAGCGACUGUUCUGAUGAAAUGUAACUAAACUUUAAUAAAAUUCAGACAUGCACUGCAAAUAAAA